UUCUCAGCUGAUCGGUCGCAAGCGAGAUUCGUACUACCUAUAUACUAGAAUUUAACCGUUAUAUAUAAGCUUUAACAUACUGACAAACACCAGCAGCAAUGUCCAAAGGGCCUAAGCGAAACGUCGCGUUCAUCAAACCGGACGAACCGGACUUCCUGAAACGGAUGAAAGCGCAAAUUGGCUACAAGGAAGGCCCGACAGUCGAUGCAAAGCGUCAGAAAAUAGAGAACUUCGAAGAUUCAGAUGACGACGAUCGUGAAGAGCGCGAAGACGAGUUGCCCCAGGUGGUGGUCCUGAAGGAAGGAGAUCUUACCGCCGAAGAGGCAGCGGUAGUCGAAAAAGAGGAGGAGGAAAAACCGGCCGAUCUUACCCAGAAGAUUGUGUUCAAAUCGAAAAAGUCUAAAGCCGGAGGCAGCAGCCUGGACGACGUCCAGGUUCUGAACCGGAAGACUAAAAAGAAGAAGGAAAAGGAAGCCAAAAGUAAACUAUCCUUCGCGGAUGAUGACGAAGAACAGGAGGACGGUUGAAAUGUAGGUAGCUAUAUACGGUAUUAAUGGAGA
Messenger RNA from Ochlerotatus camptorhynchus, 560 nucleotides. RefSeq lists its product as uncharacterized. The transcript has 3 exons. NCBI's taxonomy places the organism in Eukaryota, Metazoa, Arthropoda, Insecta, Diptera, Culicidae. Bases 99 to 527 code for a protein of 142 amino acids. The record is from RefSeq and is a predicted model, not a curated record.